Messenger RNA from Prorocentrum cordatum, 543 nucleotides. The record is from the annotation of a GenBank genome assembly. Lineage: Eukaryota; Dinophyceae; Prorocentrales; Prorocentraceae.
CCGCUUUGUUCAGGCCGCUGGCGCAAGAGGUCCCUCCGAGGGAGCCCACAGUUGCUCCGCAGACUCCGACCACCCCCCGAGGCCGAAGCUGCCAUGGCGCCCACGGAGCAAGCCGCCGCCACCCGCCCGACCCGCGCGGCCUCGCCCCCUGCGCGGAAAGCGGCACUGCAGACGGACGAGAACAGGGCCCACAACGCGAUGCAGACGGGUAGCCAGCAGCCGAAGACGGCCGCUGCCGGCGGGACGGGGGCGGCGCCGAGGCAGCCUCGCAGGGCCGUCGGACGGGCCUUGCUGGUCCUCAAGGUCGUCGCGGCCGCCGCGGUGCUGGGCAUCGCGGUGCUGGCCGCCGUGGCCUGCGCGCCUGCCUUGGGAGGCGCGGCGUCGUGCCGCGCGGCUGUCGCGAGGGCUGUCGCGAUGGCCCGGGAGCGCCCGACGGCAGCCUGCGCCUUGGCGCUGGUGCCAGUGGUUGCCGCCCUGGCUCCCCUCCUCUCCGUCGCGCAUGCUGCCGCGAGCAGGCUGCGAUCCGGCAAGAAGCGCGAGUGA